UUAUUCUCUUCCUCGCUUGUCCUUGUCGUGCCCUUCUUAUUGCGAGGGAAGGCGCGUCUGCGACCGGUGACCGAUGAGGAGGAGAUGGGGACCAGGACAGGCUGAUACGGUGCUGGAUUUGGAUUCCUCCUGCCCCUCCCAUGUCUUCCUUGUGGUGAAAAUUGAAACCCAGGGGACGACCGCAUUGCACUUGGAGCGCGAGGUCCGGCCUCCACGCGUCGAGAUUGUUGAAGGGAAUCCAAUCCCGAGGCGCUUUUAAGGGUAAAGGCAGGACCUUGAUCGGUUCUGUUGAGGCUUUUUGAGGAUUUGAGCCGGUGGUCGUCUUUUUCUCCGGCAGUCAUGGCGCCGUCGUUCGGUUGGUGGGCGAAGGAGACCCACCGCGGGACGCCGGUGAUCGUCAAAAUGGAGAACCCCUACUGGUCCAUCUCGGAGAUGUCCCCAGACGACGGCGACGACUACGGCGUCGACGUCGGCGGCGGCGGCAAAGGGGAGGAGUUCGCUGGCGCUCGGCCGCGGAAGGGCGGUCGGGGGAAGAACGCGAAGCAGAUCACCUGGGUGCUCCUUCUCAAGGCCCAUCGCGCUGCCGGCUGCCUCACCUCCCUCGCCUCCGCCUUCUUCGGCCUGGCGUCCGUCGUCCGCCGCCGCGUCGCCUCCGGUCGGACGGACUCCGACGCCGUCUCCUCCCCGCCGGAGGAGAGCCCGGUGCUGCGGACGCGCUUCUACUCUUUUAUCAAGCUCUUCCUCUGGCUCUCGGUGGCGCUCUUGGGGGUCGAGGUCGUCGCCUACUUCAAGGGCUGGCACCUGGGGGCUCCCCAGCUCCGGGGCUUCGUCUUUCCCACCUCAUUUGUCGUUCGAGAUCUCUUCGACUUGGUCUACUCCGGCUGGAUCCACUUCCGGGCAGACUACGUCGCUCCGCUGCUCCAGUUCCUCGCCGACGCCUGCGUCGUUCUCUUCCUUAUCCAGAGCGCCGACCGCCUCAUCCUCUGCCUCGGCUGCUUCUGGAUCCGCUUCAAGAGGAUCAAACCCAUGCCGAAGACCACUAAACCCGGAGCCGGAGGCUCCGAAGACCUCGAAUCCGGUGGUGAGGACUUCCCCAUGGUCCUAGUCCAGAUACCCAUGUGCAAUGAGAGAGAGGUUUAUCAGCAAUCCAUUACUGCUGUGUGCAAUCUGGAUUGGCCGAGGUCCAAUUUGCUGGUUCAGGUGCUCGAUGAUUCCGACGAUCCCACAACACAGGUACUAAUCAAGGAGGAGGUGGAGAAGUGGCAGCAGAAUGGAGUUCGGAUCGUGUACCGACACCGGGUGAUCCGAGAUGGAUACAAGGCUGGGAACCUCAAGUCUGCAAUGAAUUGCAGCUAUGUUAAGGACUAUGAGUUUGUUGCUAUCUUUGAUGCUGACUUCCAGCCGCAGCCGGACUUUUUGAAGCGAACUGUUCCCCAUUUUAAGGACAAUGAGGAGGUGGGGUUGGUGCAAGCUAGAUGGUCUUUUGUGAACAAAGAUGAGAACUUGCUGACUCGGCUGCAGAAUGUUAACCUGUGCUUCCACUUUGAGGUGGAGCAGCAGGUGAAUGGGGUGUUCAUCAACUUCUUUGGCUUCAAUGGGACUGCCGGAGUUUGGAGGAUUAAGGCUCUGGAAGAUGCUGGGGGAUGGUUGGAGAGGACUACAGUGGAGGACAUGGACAUUGCGGUCCGGGCCCAUCUCCAGGGAUGGAAGUUCAUCUUCCUCAAUGAUGUGGAGUGCCAAUGUGAAUUGCCUGAGUCAUUUGAGGCUUACAGGAAGCAACAGCACCGAUGGCAUUCCGGUCCCAUGCAGUUGUUUAGGCUCUGCUUGCCAGAUAUUAUCCGAUCCAAGAUUGGGUUCUGGAAGAAGGCCAACUUGAUAUUUCUGUUUUUUCUUCUCCGGAAGCUCAUAUUACCAUUCUACUCCUUUACUUUAUUCUGCAUCAUCCUCCCGAUGACCAUGUUUGUCCCCGAAGCUGAGAUCCCUGCAUGGGUGGUCUGCUAUAUCCCCGCCACUAUGUCCUUCCUCAACAUCCUGCCUGCUCCUAGAUCCUUCCCAUUUAUUGUCCCCUACCUGCUCUUUGAAAAUACCAUGUCUGUGACCAAGUUCAAUGCGAUGAUCUCUGGCCUAUUCCAACUUGGGAGUGCUUAUGAAUGGGUUGUCACUAAGAAAUCAGGCCGUUCUUCUGAGGGUGAUCUUCUUCAGUUAAUAGAAAAAGAACCUAAGCAACAACGAAGUGGCUCUGCUCCAAACCUUGAUGCCAUUGCAAAGGAGGAAGCUAAGCCCAAAAAGGGUAGGAAAAAACAUAACAGGAUCUACCGGAAAGAGCUGGCACUUGCCUUCCUUCUGUUAACCGCUUCUGCUCGGAGUUUGCUCUCUGCCCAGGGUAUACAUUUUUACUUCCUCCUCUUCCAGGGGAUCUCAUUCCUGUUGGUGGGUCUCGAUCUGAUUGGCGAGCAGAUUGAGUGAAAAGGUAAAAGCAGUUGCAUGGAGGCUCUUGUCAUGUGGACUGCACAAAGUAUUGAAGAACAUCUUAAGUAUGAGAGGCACGCUCAGCUUGUUGGCCUCUCCCCGAAAUCAUUUACAUCCCCUGCUUGGGGAGAACUUGAGUUUCCUCUCAUUAGAGGUGUAGAUAUUUCUACUCUCAGCCUCUUAGUUGCUUCAUUCUUUCAGAAAUUCUUUUGUAAGGAAGUUUUGAUGUUCGGAUGGCAUUUUGCUUGCAGUUCAACAUAGUUUUACCUUUUUAUAUCAGAAACUCCCACCAACAUCCAUCCAUUUACCGAGUAGCAUUUUAUCAGAUCUUAAAAGAGCAAAGUUUCAUGUUGAUGUAAACUGUUUCUAAGUUCCCAAGGUCUCAAUGACGAGGAAAUGGAAUAUUAUUAAUAGGAGUGGAAAAAAAUUCAGCCACUUUGUUUGGCUUGUUUAUUUA
This is a messenger RNA of Elaeis guineensis (African oil palm), 2926 nucleotides long. RefSeq names its product probable xyloglucan glycosyltransferase 9. Gene Ontology annotation, cellular component: Golgi apparatus. The record is from RefSeq and is a predicted model, not a curated record. Lineage: Eukaryota; Viridiplantae; Streptophyta; Magnoliopsida; Arecales; Arecaceae. Gene Ontology annotation, molecular function: glycosyltransferase activity.